Molecule: messenger RNA, 1338 nt
Organism: Penaeus indicus
Lineage: Eukaryota; Metazoa; Arthropoda; Malacostraca; Decapoda; Penaeidae
Exons: 4
Coding region: 1-1338 (445 amino acids)
Source: RefSeq, a predicted model, not a curated record
AUGAAUAUAUCGAUCCAGGAUCCGGGAUGCCUUCCCUGCUUCCUGAGAGUCCUCGGCGAGUCGUACGUGGGCGGGACAGCCACAAAAGAAUUAGUUAGGGCGCCUGAUGUUCUCUGGUAUGACAAGCACGAGUCAAGAGAAGACAACCAAUUAGCAAGACGGGCAACUUAUGAGCAAGACAUACAGCCCGCGAGCAACACCCACGACCCUCGAGCAACACCAACGACCCACGAGCAACACCAACGACCCACGAGCAACACCCACGACCCUCGAUUAACACCAACGACCCACGAACAACACCAACGACCCACGAGCAACAUCAACGACCCUCGAGCAACACCAACGACCCACGAACAACACCAACGACCCACGAGCAACACCAACGACCCACGAGCAACACCCACGACCCUCGAGCAACACCAACGACCCACGAACAACACCAACGACCCACGAGCAACAUCAACGACCCGCGAGCAACACCAACGACCCUCGAACAACACCAACGACCCACGAGCAACACCAACGACCCACGAGCAACACCCACGACCCUCGAGCAACACCAACGACCCACGAACAACACCAACGACCCACGAGCAACAUCAACGACCCGCGAGCAACACCAACGACCCUCGAACAACACCAACGACCCGCGAGCAACAUCAACGACCCGCGAGCAACACCAACGACCCACGAGCAACACCAACGACCCUCGAGCAACAUCAACGACCCGCGAGCAACACCAACGACCCUCGAACAACACCAACGACCCUCGAGCAACACCAACGACCCUCGAGCAACACCAACGACCCUCGAGCAACACCAACGACCCUCGAGCAACACCAACGACCCACGAGCAACACCAACGACCCACGAGCAACACCAACGACCCACGAGCAACACCAACGACCCGCGAGCAACACCAACGACCCACGAGCAACAUCAACGACCCACGAGCAACACCAACGACCCUCGAACAACACCAACGACCCUCGAGCAACACACACGACCCUCGAGCAACACCAACGACCCACGAGCAACACCAACGACCCUCGAGCAACACCAACGACCCUCGAGCAACACCAACGACCCACGAGCAACACCAACGACCCACGAGCAACACCAACGACCCACGAGCAACACCAACGACCCGCAAGCAACACCAACGACCCGCGAGCAACACCAACGACCCACGAGCAACACCAACGACCCACGAGCAACACCAACGACCCUCAAACGACCCACGCAAACAACCCACGAAAAACCACGAGACAGCGAGACCUGAGCGAGACGGCCCUGGGGCGAGAUAACCAGCGUCUCGCCCGUAAACCAACAGGCUAA